Messenger RNA from Amoebophrya sp. A120, 7635 nucleotides. Lineage: Eukaryota; Dinophyceae; Syndiniales; Amoebophryaceae. The record is from the annotation of a GenBank genome assembly.
AGGUCCUAUUUUAGAUUUUUUUGUCCGACCCUUUUUUACUCACCCCAAUUCUUUCCAUUUUUUACCCUUUCGCUCAUUUUGAUUUUCGUUUUUCCGGAUACCGUUCAGAAAGAGUUUUUACUUUAACCCUGCGCUUCGCCUUCAACGCCACACUUUAUCGGAAAUUCUCCUAGUCGUGACUCCUCUGAGUAUUCCCCAACUUCCACACGACGCAAUAACAAACCGGAUAUCCUUCAACCACGUUUUUUUCAGCGCAGAAAAAAAUAAGCACGAGUAUGACCAAGAACAAGAAGGAUCACAAGCAGAGUAGCUCCCAAGCAGAGUAGCUCCCCUGGUGCUCCUACGACGUAACGUAUACGUAAUGAGUCUAAGUAAUAAAUCUCCCUAUACCUGCUGAUCUACCCCAGUUUAUUUUUCCGGAAAGAUGUCGACUUCCAUGGAUAAUUCAGAUCGCCCAGCCCCACCCUCCGCUGACGAGGUGCCGGGACACGACCAGGAGCUGCCAAACAGCCGAGUAACGUCUACCUCAAGCCAGCAGACUACACCCGCGCCGCGGCGUUCUUUCGAAGGAACCCCCGAUCUGAUUAUCCUCAAGCGGGUUCCGUUGACGAACGAGCGGGAGAUUCUUUAUGGUUACGUGACCGAAGAUGGCACGGAGAAGGUGUUCGAGGACCUGGCGCGCCGCGUGGUCGCGGCCUACGACAACCCCACGUUUGCCACCGACGAGAACCACCGGCGCGAGCUGAUCCGGAGUUGGAUCCCCAACCACCAGACCAGCCGGCAGUACCACUUCAAAACCGUGGAAACCGAUGACCACGUGGUCGGGCCAACCAUGGGCGUGGUCUGGGAGCAGAUAUGGAUUGCAAAAAUGUCUGGGUCUGGAAGAUUGCAACUUGUCAUGCUAAUUCCGAACGAUGCAAAAAUCUGUGUUGCAUGAGUGCCAAAAGCCGUCCACUUUCGACCAAUUUGGGAGGCAGUUUCUCAUGCAGGAUAGGCAUGAUAGAACUCUCAGAGAAUCUGUCAUGCUAUAUCCUACAUACCAGACCUCAUGGGUCACGGAAAACCUGCAUGACAAGUCUGGCAUUCUUCCAGACCCAGACACUUUUACAUUUGAUAGCAGAUGGCGGCGACCAACCAGCAGCGGGCCUGCUUCGUCCGGGGCACCGACUUCGGCCAGCCGUCGCACUUCAUCCCGGACUAUCAAAUGCAAAAAUGUCUGGGUCUGGAAGGAUGCGAACUUGUGAUGCGGAUUCUGGAACAGGCAAAAAUCUGUAUUGCGUAGUCAGCAAAAGGCACUCGAAUUUUGUCUCCAGAAGAGGGCAUUUGUCAUGCGGAAUAGGCAUGGAGAAGCCUCCACAGAGUUUGUCAUGCUGGGUGUGCAUUGCAGACCUUUUUGUGGAUGUAGAAAAUGCAUGAGAAAUGCCUGAUUUCUUCCAGACCCAGACAUUUUUGCAUUUGAUACGGACGCGGACUUUCAAUUCGUGUACGCAGAGUCCCUCCAGCUGCGGCUGGAAAAGGCUGCGCGGGAGCGCCGGAAGCUGCGUCUUGUGGACGAGAGGAAUUCAUCGUUCUCGCAUAGUACAUUUAUUUCAUCGUCAUCAUCAUCAACUGCCGCGAACAAGGAGUAUCCCGAAACCAUGUUCACGAAUUUAGCCGACACCCUCGAGGGCGGCUUUUCGGCGCUGGAUUGCGUGCUGCCGACGGUGGACGGUGGCAUUCUGCUGCAGGUGCUGUUUGACGUCUUCGCCGGGUGUGAGAGUCGGCAGAGGUUUGCCGCGAAGUACAGAAGCGCAGAGGGCGCUGGUGCUCGUCCUGGAGAUAAUUUUUCAAUUUCACUAUCCGAAAGCCAAAGCAGUUUACUCGCCAGGCACAAGCUCAACAGCGACAUGUACAUGGGCGGAAGUUGUGCACCAGCUUCCCCCACUGAACCUGCGUCUUCUAAUAUUUCAUACGAGAAGCUCCCCGAAAAAAAGAAGUUCGAACUGAGGAUGGAAUUGCUCCUGCACGAAUUUAUUACGGUGCAGCAGGAGCUCCUGAAAGCGCAGCUUCCUUUUCCGGAGGUCAGUGCAGAACCUCAUGGCUCGAGCUCAACAUCAUCUUCGCAACCUCCGGAUACCGUGGUGAAGAACGGGCCUGCCCAGCAAGAACCAGCUGGAGCUUCAUCUCAUCAACACACCAUGAACGAGGUGGGCCUACAGGCGUUGCUGCGAGAAAGGAUGAGGAAUCGGUUCCUGUAUUUCGUGAACGUGUGGAAUAUAGAAACGAUCGACCGACGCCUGUUUCUGACAAAAAUGGAGGAACUCGACCAGGGAGCCGCCGACGCCUUUUCGCACGAGGAAAAGAAAAGAAUCUUCAGUCAGUUGCUAGCCGAAUGCAAAAGCGUCGGACCGGAAAGAAAAAUCCUUUUGAAACAAAUGCUAAAACGAGAACUGAAGGCAUGCGAGGACGCGAUCGAAGAAAAACACCCACGCCAUACUGAAAGGAACCGAAAGGUAUACCAGCAGCACCUUCUAGAUUUCGAUAAAGUUGAUGGCGGUGCGCUGAGAAAAUUUUUGGGUUGCGGUGCAUCAAGCGCCCCGCAAAAAAGCAGAUUCCAGUCCAUGCGGGGGCAAGAUGCCGAGUUACUACAUUUGUUGCAGAACGGCAUCGACAAUCCAGCGGGACGAGACGCAGAUGAAAAUCCCACAGGCGCUACUACUAACGGAGCAACCACAAUGCAGCCAAUAUGAAAUGCAAAAGUAUCGUAUUCGUAUAAAUGCAUUUCAAAUUAUUUCCUCAGCAUGAGAAAUGAAAUUUGUAAUGCGGAUUUGCUUUCAGAAAAAAAUUUGUAAUGCAUGAUCGCAAUACGAGUACGAUACUUGUGCACAGGAUAGCCAAGCACGCUUUCCAAUACGGCCGCGGACUGGCUGGUUCCGGGUCGGCAGUGGCGCGGCGAAAUCCACAUGCCCGGUCAGUUAUCAAAUGCAAAAAUCUCUGGGUCUGGAAACUUGUAAUGCUGUGUUGGGAAUAGUGAAUGCUCUGCAAUGCACAGCCAAGCAUGAGAAGUAAUUUUUGCUUCUUUGUGUUGCGUUUUUCGCAUGAGAAACUGCGUUUUUGCAUGACAGGAAAAAGGGUCUCUUCUUGGACACGCAUCACAAACCUUUCUGUCAUGCCAGACAAGCAUGACAAAUCUCGCAAUCUUCCAGACCCAAACACUUUUACAUUUGAUAUCAGUACGGUCAGCAGCAGGCGAUGCGGCAUGCGCACGACUACUUCUUCAGCGUACAGGAUUUUCCGUUCUACACUAGUCACGAACGGGGAAAUUUCUACGCGAUCCACGCCGACGAGAACGAUUGCCAGUUUGUCCGGGUGUACGUCGGCAAGGAAAACAUUCCGAGAAAGUUACUCGAAAUUUUCGAAAACAACGAAGAACACGAGGAGAAGAAGAAAAAGAAGAAUCAAGCAAACAGUCCUGGUGCCGGAGGUGAAAAUAAAACCGCAAGCCAUGAUCCUGCCACACAACUUCCUGAAGCAGGGUCUUCUUCUACUUCGGCCUCGUCAUCCGCUGAACUGAACACAACAGCUUCUAGCAAAGAUUUGGUUGAGAAUAGUUCGAGCAGCUUCAACAGCUUCAUUGAAGCUGCUCGAACUAUUAUCAACGGCGGCGCAACAACUGUUCGAAACCAGGGCAACAAAAUCAAGGUUGUGUACCACGACCGGGAGACCUACUGCUUCGGCUACCUCGAUCUGAACACGGGCCGGAUCGAGGGGGACGUGCGGCAGCUGCAGAGCAACAACUUUGAUUCCCUACUGUGGGAGCGCAGCGAGAACACCAAAUCUUACUUUUUCUGCGAGCCGCUCCCCACUCCGGGCCGGCCGCUGUUGGUGCUCCGAAACCGGGUCGUGACGAAAAUUCUCGACACCUGGAUGCGCGGGCACGCGGGCGUGGCGGAUACCGCUUUGCAAGACGGCGCAAUCGUGAAGACGAUCUUGAAGAACGCAGCGCAGAGCCCCGCUCUAGAAGACGUCCCGUACCUGAUGUAUGAUGGGGAAGACGGGCGCACUGUGUUGCAACAGGGGCCGCCGUGUCUCGGCGACCUGCCCGGGCUCGCAGAGUCGGCGCGCAAACAUGAAGAAAAUGGGGGUGACAAAAAUACUGUCGGUCCACCAUCCUACCUGCUCGCGCACCUCCACUACUUCUGGCAAGAUUGCUGGAAAAUGCAGGGCACCACCCGGAAGCAGGCCGGCGCGCCACGCGAAGAUCUUCGCAAGGUCUUGCAGACUUCCUUGCUGCCGGCUGAACGGGAGUCGAUCGAACGGGACAACCUGCAUUUUCUCGCGAAAGCCGUGAUCCCACACAGCCUCCGCGGGACGCUCAGAGACGACGUUGCGGUCGGCUUCUCGAACAUGCAAAUCGUUUACACGAAAGCGGAUGGUACCGGGAGCCGCAUGGAAGCGGCCGUCGCAACGUUCCAGCACAGGCUGGACAGUUCCGUUUACUGCGAACCCGUGGGAAUAACCAAUUUCCAUUCUGUCUGUCCGGAGUUUCCCCAUAACUUGAAGCGCCUUGUCCCUUGGGGUACAGCUUUUCAAAUUACUUAAUACAUGCUUUCCACCGUCAGGUGAAUGUCACAAGCAGAAGCUUUUUUGACAAUGAAUGUUGUUCAUGUCCCAAUUGCAAAUUGAUAAUUUGACGUUUGAGUUUGUAUGUCUGCGCACAAUCGUACGCCGAGUGACCAGUGAUAUUUCGUGAACAGGAUCAUGAAAUAGAGCAAAAAUCAAUAUACCAAGAAAAAAUCAAAAAACCAGGCCUCGUCCAUGCGCUGGCCAUCCAGCAGGUUCGGGCCCUGCAGUGCGAGUUCUGCCAGGAGAUGAGUCAGCUUUCGAAGCUGCAGUUCGACAACGAGGAGGCAAAGCUGAACCUGUUUGACAUCACCAUGCAUCAAAGCAAUUCCGCGGAGCGGCGGCAGAUGGGCUUGCUCGAGGUCCUCCACGGUGCGCGCGAAGGCCGCACGGUCUGCUGGCAGACGGACCCGGAAGAUACCUACCAGCCGCAGCCCGUGGAAAAGUCGUUUGCCAUUUUGAAGCACGAUGGCCACCUGCGGUGGGACGCCGCCAAGAAUAGCGUCUUUCGGGCCAUCAAGAGCAAGGUGGAUUUGGUGCAAAAAAACAUGGAGUCCCUGGUUUCCACCGAUUCAGACCACAGCGCUGAGAGCAAGAACACGGAAGGAGCGCCUCAAGCUACAGAAACUCCCCAGCACCACUGGCGAAUCGUCGCCGAGUCCUGCGUGCCCCUCCUCGGCCAACAAUGUGCGGAUGGCUACAAGCUUACCCCCGAGGGCGGGGUGGUGUACGGGCCUCCUGUGCACCCUCGAAGAGAGCUGUGUCGGUCGGUCCAACGGCAAGACAGUUCGCAAAACAAGAAGCGCAUUGAAACCUUACCGCUCGCGGAGCUUUUCGAACGUCGGACCUUGGACUUCGUGCCAUACUUCGCAGCCGCGGAGUCUAAAAACAAGCCGCAGUGGCUGCUACCUUCGGACUUGAAAAGAUUGCUGCGAAAGGCGGAGGACAGAACUCGUGGCAUAGUCACUGCAACGAACAGGACGGGUCUGAUAGAGCUUUCAGACGAGGAAGUUGUGGUCGAAGACUCCGAUAGUUCUGCUGAAGACGAGACCGAAAAUAACGCUCUUCUUGCGGACACCGACUCUGGUCCAUUGUCCGAUGACCUCGAGAACACGGGGGUGAAACAAAUAGAAUCGUCCAUAAAGGAGCUGGAAAGAGACAACCAAAGCGCUUCCGACGCUGCAAUAACGUCCCGAAGAUUUUCAACACCUACGGGAGAUGAAGAAGGGCAGAUCCAUAGCAGCUCGUCGUCUUCGAGCGCUGGGCAGACAAGAGGUGCAGCUCUUCUGCAACAAAGCGGAAGACUAGAGAAUGCUGACGAACCAUCUGCUGAUCGAAACGCGGACACAACAAAGGACGUCGCGCAGCAAGGCCACUCACUUACCGCUGCCGGCGAGAGGCUCCGACAGUGGAUCUUGAGCAUCCUGCCGAUGUCGGUUCAGUACCGACUGAGCAUUUUGGAAAAGCGGAUUCGUGGGACUGCGACAUGGGCGAACACACAUGUUCUUAGCGCGACCGGCAUUGAUAUCCUGCGUAAAAACGUCCCCACCCCAUACGUCAAGAUGGGGAUUUUGCAACACAAACCUUGAGGUUUUGGGAGCCACGCAUGACAAGUUCCUCUCUGUAGUGUAGUGCAGUUUGGCAAGUACAGCCGCAAGACAAGUCCAUCUACAUAUCCUGCUUACAGCAUCACAAAGUUCAAAACACGAUUGGAAAUGGCUCUCAUGGGGUUGCGCAUUACAAAUCUUCCUGUAACUGCAAAUCUGCAUGACAAGUAUAGGGUGGGGACGUUUUUCUUCAGGAUAAUUGAUGUUGUUGGCGUUUACGCCGGCUGGAUGGACACUGUUCCAGUGGUAGUUGCAGGUCUUUACACCGCUAUACGAGAAGGGUUACUCGGUCGCAAGAGCCAUGGUGCACCGCUUCUAGCAUCUCAAUUCGGUACAACUCCCGGCACGAGCUCGCCUUCUGCCGCUGCGGAAAUAAAAAAGCAAGAACUCGACGUAGCCUCUACUCCCGAGACAACUAGUAGCUCUGCUUCGCACAGUACUCCCAGCAUCCCCGCACUGGCAUCUUCAACACCGAGGAAGCCCGACACCGCUGAGGUUCGCAAAGCUGACGCAGAGGACAACACUAUCGAUCUGACUGGAAAACAAGAAAUGCAACAGCGAGACUUCAAUGGAACCAAACUCAAGAGAAAGCCCCCUUCCCUCACUCCUGCGCAGAAGAGAGGCCGCGCCCGCGGGUAUGACUUGAGCGACGCGUACACGCACGCGGGUGCCGAUUCCGACCUGAUGCGGUGCUCUGUGGUGACCCCCCUCCCAGACAAAGAGAAGCUCGGAAUCACCGUUCAGUACCAGCAGAAGGCCCAGCAACACAUGGACUGUUUCAGUAACGAGUUCCAUCGGACGGCUGCCGUCUUUCAGGACUGGGAGCGGGCGAUCAAAGCGUGCGCCAAACGUGUGCCCGUGGGAGUGUUGCAGAAGUGGAGGGUGACAGCUGCGGACUUCCCGGACGGGGUGGAAGAUGACCUUUGCGUCAUCUGCAUGGGCAAGAUGGAGGUUUCUGGUGUGAUACAUCCAACUACAGCGACUUCAGCCGAAGAACAGCGGAAACUCGACGACGCAAAUGCCGUGAUCAGACUGCCGAGGUGUAAGCACAUGCUGCAUCUCGCGUGUGCGCAGACCUGGUUAAACGAGCACUCACACUGUCCAACGUGUCGAACGGAGGUCAUGGAAGAAGAAAUAUCUUCAGGCCCUCCUCCCAGACCAGCGGGCGAACCAGCAGUAUGAGAACGGCAAACGAAAGACUACGACUAGAUCAUCAAGCAGUAUUUCUGGAUUUCCAUAUAUCGAAAGUGUCUCUCUCACAUGUAGUAGGGGUAAACAUGAAGUAUGUAGGGAUUACAAUGAAAGUGAAACUGGUUCUCCGUGCCAGAAGCUUGAGCUUCCUAUAGUAGGGAACGACUAAGUUAUGAUGCGGCUUUCUCCAUCAAAUGGUGCCAGCAAGGCUUGUUGGUCUCGCAGAUGACUUAAU